GCCCUUCUUCCUCUAAUUCUUCUCUCUUUGCCUCCUUCUUGAAAGCCUUUUUCGGAUUGUUUUUGGGAGCCUCGCUAUCAAAACCAUCUUUUGUUGGUUGUUGUAUUAAGAGACGACAAUGAGGAAGCCUUGUUGUGACAAAGAAGGCACCAACAAGGGAGCCUGGUCCAAGCAAGAAGACCAGAAGCUUGUUGAUUACAUAAAAGCUCAUGGUGAAGGCUGCUGGCGUUUCCUCCCCAAAGCUGCAGGUUUGCACCGUUGUGGUAAAAGUUGUAGGCUGAGAUGGAUAAAUUAUCUAAGGCCAGACAUCAAACGUGGUAACUUUGAGCAAGAUGAAGAAGACCUUAUUAUCAAGCUUCAUGCCCUCCUUGGUAACCGGUGGUCGUUGAUAGCAGGAAGGUUGCCUGGAAGAACAGAUAAUGAGGUGAAGAACUAUUGGAACACUCAUAUCAAGAGAAAGCUGAUAAAAAUGGGGAUUGAUCCAAAUAACCAUAAGUUGAACCAAUUCCCUCCUCGUCCUCAACCCCAAAAUGUUUCUUCGUCUCCCACAUCAAAGAACAUCGAUGCAUGCAAGCAGAAAGUAGUAUCCUCUGGUGAAAAUGAUGGGGUUUCAGAUGCAACAAGUUCUCUUGAAGAAGAUGAAAAAUCAAGUUUUCCCAACUUGAAUCUUGAUCUUACAAUUGCCAUUCCCUCUCCUCCAUCCAAAAAUAUUGUUGAAGAAAUGACUCGGAUUAAUACUGAGUUCAUAGUGAGAAGUAAAGUACUAGAGAAUGAACCUACACUUCUUCUUUUUAGAUGAUAAAGGGGCUUGGGGAUUUUGGAGGGCAAUAGAGCAAGAGGGAAAGGAAAAUUACAACUUUUUUUCAUGUUUUCCUUGUACCAAUGAAAUUGAACCCUAUUAAUUACUAAUUUCUUUCUUGGGAGAAAAAUAAAUUGAAGGAUUGUUCCGUGCCACCCUUUAAUUAGCAAUAAAUUAAUUGUCACUAGCUACCAAAGGAUAAAACUGAAUUUGUUGCUGAUGUGUUCUUCAUAUCCUAAAUUGAGUAGCUGGACUUGAAAAUACAGAUGUCAAGGUUGUAAUUUAUACAUACAUUUUCAUUUUUGCUCUUCCAGCUAUUAAUUAUAAGAUCAAAUGAAGAGGCUUGCAGUAA
Messenger RNA from Rubroshorea leprosula, 1151 nucleotides. The record is from the annotation of a GenBank genome assembly. NCBI's taxonomy places the organism in Eukaryota, Viridiplantae, Streptophyta, Magnoliopsida, Malvales, Dipterocarpaceae.